Molecule: messenger RNA, 2691 nt
Organism: Puccinia triticina
Lineage: Eukaryota; Fungi; Basidiomycota; Pucciniomycetes; Pucciniales; Pucciniaceae
Exons: 12
Coding region: 1-2691 (896 amino acids)
Source: RefSeq, a predicted model, not a curated record
AUGGAAGCAUCCAACCAUGAACUAUUAUCAAUAGCCUCCCGUCCAACUGCUCCACUCUUUCCGGCUUUGAACCAGGAGGAGAGGGAAAUACUUUCGCAGAUCAUCAGUCUUACGUCCCCGAAUACAAACGCUUUCAAUGUCCUUCUGUCACCCUAUGAAAGCACUUUGAGGCGUUAUCGAAUCGAUCCUAAGAUAGAUGACAAAUAUUACACCUUUCUACUUAAGCUCAGCUUGGUGCCUGGCAGCGAUUGGAAGCAGAAAUGGGCAAGGGUUUCAUCCGAUCGAUCCACACCCUCAGGCUUGCCUUCACAUCAGGCAGUCAUACCUGCUGCUUCUCAAGCUUAUGCAACAAACCAUGAACCAAGGAAAAUAAACCAAACGGCGUGUACUGGCCCACAAGAUAAAGGAAAACGGAAGGCCCUCACCAACAAUGCGAAACCAGAUACUAAUCAAACAGCCGUCAACCGGAACUCUCGCCCUCCAAAAUCAGUACACUUUUUACCUACCAGAGUAGAAGAAAAUGUCCACAGACCAACGGAACAACCGCCACCAACAGAUCUCUGCCUUGAGCCUCAGUCGGCAAUUCUGCAGUCGAAAAUGACCCUUCUAGUCGAUCCCAUCGACGUGAAAGCUAGAAAAUUCAGAAGACAGCAGUUACUGGCUCGUUGUUUGAACAAAUGGAUGAAUUCGAUAAUUGAUUGGAAUACAUUGGACUCAAAUGCUCAAGCUGCCAGGCGCGUUCUCGAUAUCAGUGCUGCUCAUCAAACUUGGACACGAAAAUUCCGUAAUCGACAGAGCAAAUUGAAAUCAGUAGAUACAUCCUAUAAUACUCGUUUACUAUUUGCGCAUCUGGGUCAUUGGAAGAAGUUAACGGUUUCAAGAACAAUCCAGAAGAAGUCGCUAGCCUUGAGGAAUGCUUAUCGGAAAACUAAAGGAACGAGGGAAAGGAACCUUUGUCGUCAAGUCUUAAUUAUAUGGGCGAAUUACAUGAAAUCAACAAGGAUCUAUGACUCCUUUAGGCGAAAACUCGUUGACCGAUCAUUGAGGCAAUGGUAUCAAAAGCUGCAAUAUCUCUCUCAUUUGUCUCUUGCAUCCCACGAUUUAUCGGUUAAAUUCAAUUCUUUGCGACUCCGACAAAAGUUUUCACACUGGGUUCAACACGCCUGUUUGCUCUCGAAGCUCACAGGCUUUCUACAUCAUCGGGACUCCCAAGUGAAGCAUCAGUUUUUUACAAAUUGGAACAUUACUUUCUCCCAAUCUCGUCAGAGUAACCUGUUUUUGCUUAAAUCACGCUUUUACCGGCUUCUCAAGGCGUGCAAGAAACUCCGUGCUCGCCAGCGUAUGCUCGAGUUUUCAGAAAGCACAGUCAUGGCAUUUCGAAGUUCAAACACUCAGCUACACGUUCUCAGACAUUGGAUUAUUCGCGGGCGGGGGUCUUUAUUUUCAAAUUUCGUCCAAAAAAGGUUAAUAAAAACGCGUUGGCAGCAAUGGCGGCGGCGUGUGGCAUACGUUCGCCAUAAUCUCCCGCGCUUACAAAAUCAAUUCACUGUGCAGUGCACACUCAACCUCGCUUAUCAUCACCUCCAGCAUUGGAUCCAGUAUCAGCAUGACCUCACUCAAAAGUUGGCUCGAGCUCAGAAUAUUUACCAACUUUAUAUCAUUCGCGAUUCAUUCUUGGCUUGGAGGUUUCAUCUCCAGUGGACCCGAGAGCUGCAAGUGGUAGCUAGUUCGACCCGGAUCAACUUUCUACAGAAAAGGGUUUUGUUCGUUUGGAAACACAGAAUACAGAGGAUAAAAGGAAACUCGUGGCGCCAGGAAAAAAUGCUGGUAAAUCUACGCGGCUGUCUCAUCACAUGGCGACUCUUGACUCGAAAAAAACGACGACUCUCGUCAGCCUUAUCCAUAUUUCAGCAAAGAAUCGCAGAACGUCAAUGUCUCAAUGCACUUUCCCACUGGCGGGUUAGGCUGGUUCUUACGACUAGAAACAAACACAAGGCCUUGAAACUUGCUCGGAAAAAUUUAAAACAGAGAUUUUGGGAAAUCUGGACCAGCCGUUAUGAUUUGAUUGGUGUCUUCCUCGAUGAAUCAAGUUUGGUUAUACACCGACGUUGUCAAACCGAAAAGUCGAGCUUACUAGCUUAUUGGCUGGAUCGAACUCGAACUAAGGUUGCCCACAAUUGCAAACUUGACCAGUUUUCACAUCGUCAUCGCCGUUUACUUAUUCUUUCCGUUUGGGAAAGGUGGAGGGAUAAAACUCGGUCCCGGGAGUUGGAGCCUAUUGAACAAAGCUUUAAUUCUGUGCGAAAUAGGAACUACACAACCCAAAUGAUGCAUGCAUGGAUGACUAGAUCGAGCUUGAUUUUCUUGCUUCGACGAGCAAGACUGAAUACUUUGAUGAACUGCUUUGACCUUUGGUAUAAUUUAACCAAAUUGCAUCAGAUUCGUAAUCAAAUCCGUCUCAAGAAGAACCGAUUCAUCAUCAAGUUUUAUUUCAGUCUUUGGUGUAAAAAAUCGUUUGAUUUGAAAACUUUGAGAAUUAUCAGUCGAUUUAAAAAUAAUACCCGCAUUGCACAGCCCACCAGUAGAUAUGAGAAACGAUUCGGUGCUCGGGAGGUAACCGAAGAGGAUUAUUCAACAACCACCAGUCUGGCUACCAGUUCAUCAAAUGAAAGUGAUCAAACCUUACGAUGA